This is a messenger RNA of Blepharisma stoltei, 5265 nucleotides long. The record is from the annotation of a GenBank genome assembly. Lineage: Eukaryota; Ciliophora; Heterotrichea; Heterotrichida; Blepharismidae.
AUGGGUCUUUUAAAGGCUUUACUAUUAUCAAUUAUACUUGUUGAAGGUCAGAUAAUUGUUGAUAUAACUUACAGUCCUUGCACAGAGCAAGACUUUGCUUCAAGCCUGAAAGUAAUUCUGGAGCAAAGUUUCCAAGACGAAUUUGAAUUUAAUUUAGUCUAUUUAGAAAACUAUUGGGAUAUUGGCCUAGUUAUCAAUAGUCCUGAUAUAGUUUUUGACCUUACCUUCAGCGCUUCAUUAUUAGAAUCAAUCAAAAAAAUUGCUGAAAUACAGAAUUUCAUUAUCGGCUCUAUUGCCAAGCCAACUAUUUUAUAUAGCAACUGAGAGUUUUUUAUGCAUAAUUCGUGGAAAAAUCAGAUGAAAACAUUAUAUUCUAUUAUUUCUUACCUAAAUUGGCAAACAUUUAUAGUGAUAUCUGAUGAAACUUAUAGCGAGAAUAAUGAGUUUUAUGAUUAUUUUUUUGAUAAAGAUUAUCAUCGAUUUUAUUUCUCAAACAUCAACGACGAAAAAUCAGCAGAUUUAUUUAUAGGAAGAGCAAUUCAACCUAUCGGAAUUAAAAAUAUUGUCAUAUUAAAUAAAGGUGAAAGCACAAAAUUGCUCUUGAAAAGCUUACUCCUCACUAUUUUUGAGUAAAAACAAACCCCUUAUGAGCGACAAAAAUUUUUUUUAUAAAAAAUUUUUAUGAAAGAUAUUUUGAUAUAUAAGUGAUAAAUAUUAUAAUGAAAUGUCAAACUAAUUCUGCUUGGAUUUUAAAAUAUAAAAUUUUACAAAUCAAAUUAAUAUUUAUUUUCCAAUUUAUGCAAAUUAGGAUUGUUUUAAAAUUUCGAAAAAAAACUAUAAAAUAUAUAAAUUUUAAAAAAAUAUUAACUCCCUCAGUGAGCGAACAAAGAUUUUCCGUUCGUUCAUUGAUGGGGCGGCGAGUUAGAAAAAUUAGAUUUACUUGGUUUUGGUACUGGGGUUAUUGUAGGAAGUGAGGGCUCUUGAGGCAUAUAUGGAAAUGGAGUUGUUUCUUAUACAGAAUCAGGAUUAGAAACAGCUGAUAGCAAUAUUAGCUAUAGGGCUUUCCCUUGAAUAGCCCGAUAACUGGCUGGCUUCAUUCAUCCGUUAUCGGGCUAUUCAAGGGAAAGCCCUAUAUCAAGGUUUGGCAAUAAUCAAUUUUUUAAAGCUUGUGCUUAGCUUUUCUCAACCUUAUGGCAAUUCAGAUUUGCUUGAAUUUUUAUUGAAAAAUACAAGUGACCAUCAUCCAAUUUCAAAAUUUUCGCUUCUGAAUAAUCAAAAUAACCUAAAAGUCAUAUCAGGGAGUAUUGCUAACGAUACAUUAUACAUAAUGAACCCUUUAAAAUAUCCAGGAGAUUCACUAGCAAUUCCAAACUCUCCUACCACUUCUAUCAAUAUAUGAUACGACAAUUCAAGUUUAGGUCUAUCUGUACUAGAUGCACUAUCUUAUGCUUUAGAAUACUAUAAAACACUUCACUCUUUGGAUGGCUUUAAAAUAACAACCACACCUUGCAACUGUGGCAUGAUUAUAUAUGACCAAGCAAGCGGUUUUUCUUGUUUUGCUAAAUUAGUGACGAUCCCUGCUGUUGGUUUUCUAACUUCAUUUGCUCCAUGAACUAGCAUUUUAUAUAUAUAUGCUUUAAGAUCUCUAAAGUGUUCAAUCCCUAACGUUUCUCCAUAUGCGACUUCAAGUCUUACUCAAAAUAAAACUGCUUUUCCUGAAUUUAUGACUGUUAUAAGAGACGAAAGAUUUAACUCACAAGUCAUAUUGGACUUGGCUGUUAUUUUUGGCUGAAAAAAAAUUAUCGUGCUUUAUGAUGAUUAUAAUAAAAACACUUAUUUAUACUUUAUUGCGUUGGCAGAAAAAUUAAAUAUUAAAAUUGCUAACAGACCUGAACUACAAAAAAUAGAUAAUGAGUAUACUAGAGAUAAAUAUCCAAUAUGAAAGGACUGGUUUGCUGAAAUAGUUAGUCUAAAAGUAAGGCUUUUUGUAAUAUUUUUGAGUCCUCCUUUUGCAUUGUAUAUAGCCGAAAGUUUUUAUGAUGCAGGAUUAAGACAAGGGGAUAUAAUUAUAUUGUCAAACAAUAAGCUUGCAUAUGGAUUUUCAUUAGAAACUGAUAUUGAACAAAGAAGAAAACUUUUAGAACUCUCUUAUGGAGGAAUUGUGAUCGUGCCUUCACACGACGACUAUCUCAUAACGAUUGCUUUUGUUGGCCUAUUUUUUUCACUUUCGGCUUAUGUUUUUUUUGGCCUAUUAUUUUUUGACCUUUUUUUUGGCCUAUUAUUUUUUUAAGCCUAUUUUUUCACAGGGCUUACUUUAAGAAUACAAAUUAAUUACUUUUUAAAUUUAGAAAAAUUAUUAACUAACUCAAUACUACUUGCAUAAGUAUGUCUCAGCUUCUCAAUAGUUUUGGCCACAAAAAGAGGCUAAAAAAAAUAGACUAAAAAAUCAGGCUUAAAAAAAUAGGCCAAAAAAAAUAGGCCAAAAAUAGGCUAAAAAAAAUAGUUGUUAUGAAAUAUGCGUCGUGUGUAGGAACCAUUGUGAUAGCGCAAGUUGAAUGAAUUGGGGAAUAUGGAAAAAUGCUUAAAAAUGGUUUUGUAGAGAAGUAUGGAAAUCAUACAGAUCUGGGCUGCUGGGCUUUUGAUGCUGCAAUGCUACUUUUAAAUGGAAUUGAGUUUACUAUAAAGCAAGGCGAAAAUGUUAAAUUCCAACCUCCGUGAGCGAACAAAAAAAUUUUGUUGUUCAUUGAGUGUUUAAUUUUUUUUUUAAAAUUUAUAAAUAAAUUUUAUAAUUUUUUUUUUGAAAUUUAAAAAUCAAUUCGAAAAAAUUUGGUAAAGCAAAUAUUUAUUUAAUUUGUAAAAUUUUAUGUUUUGAAAUACAAUUUGUUAAAAUAAACUUAUCAAAUUUUAUUACACUAAUUAUCACCUAUAUACAAAAAUUUUUUGUUCGCUAUUUUGUGGUUUUUUGGGAAAAAAAUAGGAAUUUUUUCAUGGUCACAGAAGGGAGAGUAGAGUUAUGAAGUGAUGAAUAAAAACCUGAGAAAGCAAAAGUUUGUAGGCUGUUCUGGGACUGUGUCUAUUGAGUCUGGGGGUAAUCAGAGAAGUUUUCCAACUCUAGGUAUAUACAGUUUGAGAUGGGACGAGAGAAUUCAAUCUCUAUAUGAGGAUUUUGUAGGGCAAUAUGACAUUAAUAGUGCUCAAUUGAUUACUUUAUAUAAGAGCAUUUUGUGAUAUGAUAACACAACAGUAGUACCUACAGACACAAUAGUGUAUGAAAAUGGCUGCCCAUUUCCUAAAAGCAAAAUUUCUAAUUCAAAUAGCGGCGCUAGUAUAUUAUAUGGAAUAUCAGCUGCACUGAUAGCUUUUACAAUUAUUACAGCAUUUGCUGUAUGAAAAAGGUUUUGAAAAAAUAUCACGAUAAAAAAAUUGAGCACAGCUACCCGUGUACAUUUUGAGGACUAUAUUCUUAUGUGAUUUAUGGCUGCUGAUUUUUUCCAAUUUAUAUCUCAAGGGCUACACAAAUAAAAUGGCGACGUUAAGUUCCAACGACGAAGGCAUAGUAGUACCAUACUAGCUAGGGAGUUUAUCCCUAGAUGAAACUCUAGUCACUCAAGCAGCAGCUGCCAAGUCCCAAACCUGAUACUCCAAGAUUCCGAGACAGCAUUAAGAGCCAGGCUGAAAUCUAGAGGCGAGCUAUCUCGGUGGAAAUGCUGAUAUACCCAGGAAGGUUCGCUAGCUACUGAAGUAGUCUUCUACCAAGAUUUGUCUCAAUUAAGGCGUAAAAAGAGGAAGGGCCCUAGUCUUUAUUUAAUGCUAAUAUCUCAAGGGCCAGAUAUAAGUGAAUUAUAUAUAUGGUUAUCAAAAGCUUGUAGCUAUUCCCUUAUUCAUUUUGAUUCUUCAGUUACAGGAGAUAUUUACUGAAUUUAUUUAUAUUCUGCAAUGAUUAUUGCUUGCUUUUGAAUAUUUUCAGCUUUUAUUUUAAUAUUUAAACUGAAAAUGCUUGAUAGUUGGAUGCUGAGAUAUGCUAGAAAAAUAUCUUUACUUUUGCUACCUAUCAUUGGAAAUUUGUUAUUUGUGCCAAUGAUUUCCGUCCUUUUAAGCAUUUUUCAAUGUGAUAAAGGAAUAGGCUCGAUUAUUACUGAUUCUUUUAUAAAAAAUGAUUGUACAACAUAUUGCUGAACUCAAGAAUAUUCUAUAUGAGGAGCUCUUUCAAUAAUUUUUUUAGCCACUUAUAUCCCAUUGACAAUUUAUUUUCGGGAAUAUUAUGAGAAUGUUAAUGACCAUAUCAAUAUCAAAACAAAUCCCCGUUUUAUUUUAGAAAAGUCUAUUUUUCAAGUAAUCAUAGUUUCUAUGAAUAAGACGAUAAAGAUUUAUAAUGAAUCUUUACAUGGCCUUUGCUGUAUCAUCCUUAUGCUUAUCUUAAUUGUAAUUAGCUUAAAGCAAAACUCUUACAAUUAUAGUAGGAUGAAUCUUUGGCUGAUCAUUUCCUAUUUAGUCCACCACGGUGAGCGAACAAAUACAUUGGAAAAAAUCCCUAUUUUUUUGCCCAAAAACCCUAGUGAGCAAACAAAAAUCUUUCAUAUAAAAAAAAUUUAAUAUAUAUAGUGAUAAUUAAAUCUCUUGCUUUUUCUGCUAUUUUUAAACAGCUUGCAUUUUCAAUUUAAAAUUUUACGAAUUUUGAAAAAAAAAUUACCAUAAAAUUUACAGAUAACUCUUUAAAGCGAACAAAAUUUUUUUGUUCUCUCUAGCAGGGAGGGAGUUAGCAAUUUUGUGGAAUUUUAUUUUAUCAUCUCUUUAUUGACUCACAAAAUUUGAUUCACUACUAUGGCCUAUGAUGCAAUAUUCAUUCUGGCUUAUCUUUAUAAUAGCUGGGAUAAUAAUUCAAUGCAAAUGGCUUCCAAAUUUACUAAUUACUGACAAAGGAGCAGAUAUUACAAUAUUUUUCAAAUUUUUAAUAGGAAGCCAAGUUUCAGCAGCCGAUAUACCAUUUUUUGCUCAUUUAGGAGCAAUAUUUUUGCCAAUUUUUCUGACAAUUACAAUUAAAAAAUUACAAAUGCAAUAUAUAGCUCAUAACUGUCAAUUUUUAAUUAGCUCUUUUCAUAAAAAUUAGGAUUUUCGUGGCCUAAUUAAUAAUCACAGGUAUUAUUGUUAAAGAAUCUAUAAAGGGUCUUAAGCUAUAUCAAUAAAAUAAGAAAGGAAGUUGCAAGAAAUAAUUUUUCUAAUAGAGAGGCUCCAAAUUCUUUAUCAAGAUUAAAUCUCCAGUUUUAA